AAAAAAAAAAAAAAAAAAAAAGGAAACUUUCUUGUUAAAUUAGGUACUAUCCAUAAAUUUUUUCCUUCGAAAUGUAAAUAUUAAUAAUUAAUAUUAACCGUAGAAUUCAGAAAUAGUUGGCUUGUAAAGUAACGCUUUUAGUUUUUAAAUUACUGUUAUAUAGUGAGUCGAACAACCUCCAAAUGGUUAAAAAAAAAAGUAAGCAGUUAAACAAUCAAAUUGACAAUGGAACUAAUAAGCCUUUUCAUGGAUCAAUUAAAAAAUAUUGUACUGAAAAAAAUAAUUUCAAACAAUAUGAAGACAAUUUACAUUUAUACAACAAAAAUAAGGUUCAUAUAAAGGAAACUACAGCAGUUAUUAACAAUGAAGAUGGUAAACAUUUGUCAAAUGGUGAUAAAAAUAUAAGUAAAAAAAACUACCGUUCAAAUGAAAAAAAAAAAAAAGGGUCUCAUAAGCCAUAUGAUUUGAUUCCACGACUAAAUAUAGAGCAGUAUAGCAACAACAAAAAGGCUAAUAAUAAAACUAAAUCUGUGGAAAUAUUUAGUAAAGAAUGUAACUUUGAUGAUGAAACAUAUUUGAAUUCAUUCACACAAAGAAAUGAAACUCAGACAAAUGAAUAUCUUGUGAAAGACUACCAAGUAACGCAUUCUACUAUUAAAGAUCUAUCCAUAUCUGUUAAACGAUUUUAUAAAAAUAAGAUUCCAUCUGCAACUAAUGAUGUUGACAGAAUCAACAAGGAUAUGCCACUUAUUUCGGAUACUACUUUUAACUCCAAAACUGAUUUUAAUCAAUCUCCUAUGUCAUCAAAAUUGAACAGCAGCCAUAAAAUAAGUUUAAAUUUGAAGUGUAUAAGUAAUACUAAUGAUAAGCAACAAAAAGUUACUGCAUUUUUUCCUAUUCGAAGAAGCUCUCGAAAAACAAAAAAUAUAGUAAAUGAAGAAAAACAAUUAGCCUUAGAAAAAGCUAUUGCUUCUCAAAAUGAAGAUGGAUUAAAAAUUACCAUGUUUCCUAAUAAAGGACGUGGCAUAAUAGCUGGUAGAGAUUUUACACGUGGUGAAUAUGUUGUUGAAUAUGCUGGAGAAUUAGUUAAUUUAGAAGAAGCUCGGAGAAGAGAAAGUAUUUAUUCUAAAGAUACCUCAACUGGUUGUUAUAUGUAUUAUUUUAAAUAUGGUUCUAUUCAUUACUGUAUUGAUGCAACAACUGAAAGUUCACGACUUGGCAGACUAGUUAAUCAUUCAAGAUUUGGUAAUCUUGGACCUAAAGUUAUAGAAAUAUUAGGAUUACCAAGAAUUGUAUUAAUUGCAAAAUCUGAUAUUAAAGAAGGUGAAGAACUCACUUAUGAUUAUGGUGACCGUAGCAAAAAAUCUCUUAUUUAUCAUCCUUGGCUUGCUUAUUAAAAUUAUUCUUUAAUAUAAAUAAAUCAACUAUAAUAUUAUUCACUGCCAAUAUGAUAUAAGACCAAUAAGUUAAUUGGCUCUAUAGAUUUAAAUUUUUUUAAUUUGUAUACAUUUUUCUUUUUUUUUUUUU
Sipha flava (yellow sugarcane aphid) is the source of this 1527-nucleotide messenger RNA. RefSeq names its product histone-lysine N-methyltransferase PR-Set7 (gene Set8). Gene Ontology annotation, molecular function: histone H4K20 methyltransferase activity; protein binding. Bases 183 to 1397 code for a protein of 404 amino acids. The record is from RefSeq and is a predicted model, not a curated record. NCBI's taxonomy places the organism in Eukaryota, Metazoa, Arthropoda, Insecta, Hemiptera, Aphididae. The transcript has 11 exons.